AUGAGUCUAACAUUACUAAAUAAAAAAUAUUAAGCGUUGAUGCUUAGGGAAAAGCAAAUCGAAGACCACUUUGAUCCUGUAGGCAGACACAAGAAAUAACAUCAUAAUAUUGAAGAUCUUCGUUAAGAUUAUUAAGAAGACUUAGAGAACUACGGAUUUUCCAAAUAAUCUUUCAAGGCCAAAAAGGAAUAAGAAUUAGAAAACCUAUAAAUAACUCCUGAAAAAUAACUAAGGCCAAUGACUGCUCUAAUAUCGCCUGUUCAAAGUUCGGCAUAAAGAUAAAGACCAAUUACAGCACCAGGUCUCAACACUUAAACAAAAUAAAUGAUGAAAAUAGAUGAAAAUGAAGAAAUGAUUUAAUUGCCAUAUCAAUCAGAGACCAAAUAUUGGAGAAACACAAAAAAAUAUGAUAAAACUAAUUAGAAUGUUGUUAGAAAUCAUUCAGCUUUGAAGAAGGUGUCAUUAGGAGGUGAUUGUGAAAAUUUUAAUAUUGAAGAAGAAGAGAUCAAAAAUCAUCAUAUGAUUGAAAAAUAAAUUGUUAAGAAUCGCUUACUCUCCCCAACUUUUGUUUCAUAAAGACAUCAAAUAAAUGAUAGAGACAUCUAAUAAUUAACCGAAGGCUUCUAUUAACAUGUGGCUUUAGUAAAAGGCACUUCCAAAAUAUAGGCUAGUAAAGCAUAACAAGGUUUCCAAUUAUAUGAUAAUCUGCUUGACUUGAUGAAAAUUAUUCAACAAGAAAACUCCAAUAAAAGUCCAAUAAUUACAAAAACAUCUUCUUAGGGAUUCAGACCUUAAACUGGUGUGAGUAGAUAAAUCAAGAGCAAUCAAAGAUCUAGACCUUUCAGCAGUAAACUUCAAUCAGUAGGUGUUAGAGCAUUUUAAUAGUGA
This is a messenger RNA of Paramecium tetraurelia, 888 nucleotides long. RefSeq lists its product as uncharacterized. The record is from RefSeq and is a predicted model, not a curated record. The transcript is spliced from 3 exons. NCBI's taxonomy places the organism in Eukaryota, Ciliophora, Oligohymenophorea, Peniculida, Parameciidae.